UUCUACACCAGAAGACGGCGCAGUGUUUGGGUACUCGCACAGGUUAGCUUUUUGCUAACUCCACAAUGGACUGCGCUCCCAGUCCCUGUCCCGCCGUCACUCAAGAGAUACAAAGCGGCCCAGAAAUGUGCGACGCUUCCUCGAUGGAGGACGGGUUGGUUGACGCUUUUGGGGAUCUGGCUGCCCUUCCGGUGGAGGCUGGCGAGAGAAGACCGACAUGUUUCCGUUGCCGUCGCCCUCAGAAGGUGUGUCUAUGUCCUUUUCUUCCACCACAACCCCUGGAGGUCUCCACAUGUCUGUACGUAGUGCAGCAUCCUGCAGAGGAGAGCCGAGUACUCCGCACAGUUCCUCUACUUGCUGCUUGCUUGCCACAAGGAAAAUGCAAUGUCAUAGUUGGGAGGAGAUUUAAUGAGGAAAAGCACCCGGAGCUGGCUGCGGUGUGUCGGGACAGCAGAACGCUGAUUCUGUACCCAGGACCUAAAUCAGAGAACCUUGAGGAGUUGGUGCAAUACCAAGAAGUGGGCACUGCAAAACAUAAUGUCAUCAUCAUAGAUGGCACCUGGAGCCAAGCCAAAAACAUGUUCCUCAAAAACAGCCUUUUCCACCUGCCCAAACAGGUGCAGCUCAAUAGGACUUUAUCAAGUCAAUACGUGAUCCGCACACAACCUUCCAACAUCUGUCUGUCUACUCUGGAAUGUGCCGCUGUCGCUCUGUCGAUCCUAGAGCGGAAUGAUGAGAUCCAAGAGGUUCUGCUCAAGCCCCUGAAAGCACUCUGCUCCUUCCAGCUUCAGCAUGGCGCUCAGAUCCAUCAUAGCAAGGAACAUCUGCUGAAGAACGGCAUGUACGACAAACCCAUGCCAAAGAACAAGCGCAAGAUAAAGAGGAUGGAGAAACUCCUCAGUGACCACAGCAUCUGCCCCAGAUGAGGGCAUGUCAGAGCAGAGAGGACAGGCCUGAUUCAUCUCUGCUUCUCCUGCUGUUUGCACUGUGUUGGACUGUGUGAUCAGAGUACAGGCAUGGAAACGAUGAGACAUAAGGGGACUUUUUCCCUUUUUGUUUUUUUGUAAAAACACUUGUAUAUGCUGAUAAAUAUAAUUUAUGUAUUUGUCAUUAAUUUUAAGUAAAUUACUGACAAAUAAAUGUUGUACUUGAAGCAUCUGAGUUAAGAAUAAAUUAGGUUUCUUACUUUGUUUACAUCACAGUAGCUUGAAUUUUUUAGAAACGUGUUGUGGUUCUGUUGUGAUUGGAUUCAUGUGGCUAUACAGCGGGUCACAUGUGGAAGGGCUGAUUCCACUGAUAUUUUUAGAAAGCAAAAUCUCAAUUUCCACAAAACAAUAAUAAAAUAAACUGAAAUAAACACAAAACCUACCAAAGACAAAUAACACACUGGUAAAAAGAGUGACAACUGAAAAUUGCACUAUAUUGUAUAAAUGUAUAGCUUUCUAAAUGGUGUUUGGAGGCUUCCAAAUAGUGUUUGUUGAAUGUUACAAAAAGCUGUUUAAGUAUUGCAGUUUUUCUAUGCCACAAACAAUAUCAAUAAAAUGAAAAACAAAUGUCAUUUUAGGAA
Molecule: messenger RNA, 1567 nt
Organism: Oreochromis aureus
Lineage: Eukaryota; Metazoa; Chordata; Actinopteri; Cichliformes; Cichlidae
Gene: dtwd2
Product: DTW domain containing 2
Exons: 6
Coding region: 66-926 (286 amino acids)
Source: RefSeq, a predicted model, not a curated record